GAUGGCUACGGGAGCACAACGCCGCUGCAACUGGCCGCGGAAAACGGGCACGAGGCCGUCGCGAGGCUGCUCGUGCAGGCGGGCGCCCAUAAGGACGCGGAGGAUGGCUACGGGAGCACAACGCCGCUGCAACUGGCCGCGGAAAACGGGCACGAGGCCGUCGCGAGGCUGCUCGUGCAGGCGGGCGCCGACAAGGACGCGAAGGAUGACUUCGGGUGGACGCCGCUGCACCGGGCCGCAGAAAACGGGCACGGGGCCGUCGCGAGGCUUUUGCAAUAACAACUUCACCACCUCCCCACCCACCACCUAC
Messenger RNA from Gaeumannomyces tritici R3-111a-1, 310 nucleotides. RefSeq lists its product as hypothetical. NCBI's taxonomy places the organism in Eukaryota, Fungi, Ascomycota, Sordariomycetes, Magnaporthales, Magnaporthaceae. Gene Ontology annotation, molecular function: protein binding. The record is from RefSeq and is a predicted model, not a curated record. The annotation marks the transcript as partial. The transcript has a single exon.